Molecule: messenger RNA, 857 nt
Organism: Raphanus sativus (radish)
Lineage: Eukaryota; Viridiplantae; Streptophyta; Magnoliopsida; Brassicales; Brassicaceae
Product: classical arabinogalactan protein 4
Exons: 1
Coding region: 212-628 (138 amino acids)
Source: RefSeq, a predicted model, not a curated record
AUUAUGCGUUUGCAUGUUAGUCUGCAGUAUUUACUUUUCUAAUAUAUUAAAAGAUUUAAAGAAUCUCGUUGUUUAAUUAAUCAAAAUCAAUUCUUAAUCUUCCUCUUUUUAUACAUCUCUUUCAUUUUCCUCACCUUCACAACUCUAAAACCAAAAGAAAACUCAUUUUAGAGAGAAAGUGUUGCUCAAAAAAAGAGAGAAAGAAAGCAAAAUGGGUUCCAAAACUGUCCUAGUUUUCUUGAUCAUGGCUAUCUUCGCCGCGUCUACACUCGCUCAAGCUCCAGCUCCUACUCCCACCGCUACUCCUCCACCACCCGUCGCAACUCCUCCUCCCGUAGCUACUCCUCCACCAGUGGCCACUCCACCCGCCGCAACCCCAGCCCCAACCACCACUCCACCACCGGCUGCAACUCCAGCCCCCGCAACUACUCCACCGUCGGCAGCUCCUUCUCCAUCUGAUGUUCCCGCCGCCUAUCCACCGGCACCGGAAGGUCCCGCGUUGAGCCCAAGCGGACUUGCUCCAGGGCCUUCAGAUGAAGCGCCUGCCCCAAGUGCCGCUUUCUCCAACAAAGCUUUCAUGGUUGGAACCGCUUUCACCGCUAUUAUGUACGCCGCCGUUAUGGCUUGAGAUAUUUUCGCGUUUUUCAAAAUUCACGUUUUCAUUGUUAUUAUUUUAAUUUUACCGCGAUUUAUUUCAAACCCUUGGUAUUAUGUGAGAAUUUCAUUUGUUUCCGUAUAUCGCUAUUUUGGUCGUUUAUAAUUUAUUAUGUGUAAUGUUGUAUGUAAAUCGAAUGAUAGAUUAAUUAAAUAAUUUCAUUUUUUUUUGUUUAAUAAAAUUCUUACAAUUUGCUCAUGCA